Molecule: messenger RNA, 2777 nt
Organism: Tripterygium wilfordii
Lineage: Eukaryota; Viridiplantae; Streptophyta; Magnoliopsida; Celastrales; Celastraceae
Product: phosphate transporter PHO1-like
Exons: 14
Coding region: 62-2392 (776 amino acids)
Biological process (GO): phosphate ion transport; cellular response to phosphate starvation
Cellular component (GO): Golgi apparatus; trans-Golgi network; plasma membrane
Molecular function (GO): inositol hexakisphosphate binding
Source: RefSeq, a predicted model, not a curated record
CCUCCUCCCUCUCUCUGUCUCCUCUCUCUGUUUCUUUCAUUACAGAGAGAAUUGAACAAAAAUGGUGAAGUUCUCGAAGGAGCUGGAAGCUCAACUGAUCCCGGAAUGGAAGGACGCGUUUGUCAAUUACUGGCAACUCAAGAAACACAUAAAGAAGAUCAAAAUAGCUCGAAUUCCCAAUCAAUCUAAACAAUUAAACCACGACUUCGGUCUCUCCAUUUUCGACCCUGUUCGCUGCUUCCUUUCCAAGAUAUCAUCCACCACUCCUCAUAACAACAUCACCACCACCACGGAAGUCAUUCAGGUGAAGAGCAAAACCAUGCAUAGUGAUGAUACAGACGAUGAAGAAGAACAAGUGUACCAAACCGAUCUCGUUCAUUUAUUCUCCGAAGAAGAUGAGGUGAAGGAGUUCUUUGAGAGAUUGAAUGAUGAGUUGAACAAAGUGAACCAGUUUUACAAGACUAAAGAGGGUGAGUUCGUGGAGAGAGGAGAGAUUCUGCUCAAACAGCUUCAGAUUCUUCUAGACCUUAAGCAGAUUCUCAACGAGCGGCGCCGGAAGCUCAGUCCGGGAAUUCUUCCUCGUUCUUGGCCUUCCUCUGGCCAUCACUCCGAUUUUUCAGAGAGUCCUGCAGGAUCAAUUGAUGAGGCAUCAACAAAGACAGAUGAGAUAAUAGCAGCAUUAGAGAAGAAUGGAGUGAACUUCAUCAAUUCCGCAUCGACGAGGGCUAAAACCAAGCAAGGGAAGCCUAAGAUGGCUAUGAGGAUUGAUAUUCCAUCGACAACGCCCACUCGGACAAUCACAGCAGUGACAUCGAUGCUUUGGGAAGAUUUAGUGAACAAUCCCAAGAAACAAGGACCUGGAGAUUUCAUCAAUAGGAAGAAAAUACAGUGUGCUGAGAAGAUGAUUAGAGGAGCAUUUGUUGAGCUAUACAGAGGUCUUGGACUUUUAAAAACUUACAGCUCAUUGAAUAUGAUGGCUUUUUCAAAGAUACUCAAGAAAUUCGACAAGGUAGCAAACCGGCAGGAAUCCGCGAAUUACCUGAAAGUAGUAAAGAGAUCUCAUUUCAUUAGCUCUGAUAAGAUUGUUAGACUGAUGGAUGAAGUGGAGUCCAUAUUCACCAAGAACUUCGCCAACAAUGACAGGAAAAGGGCCAUGAAGUUCUUAAGACCGCAACAGCAGAAAGAUUCACACAUGGUCACAUUUUUCGUCGGUUUGUUCACUGGUUGUUUCGUAUCAUUGUUCAGUGUUUACGCGAUUCUGGCACACUUGGCUGGUGUUUUUUCUCCUGGUACCGGAAUAACGUAUAUGGAAACUGUCUAUCCUGUUUUCAGUGUGUUUGCACUGUUGAGCUUGCACUUGUUUAUGUAUGGAUGCAACCUAUUUAUGUGGAAGAGUAUGAGGAUCAACUACAACUUCAUUUUUGAAUUUCAACCUAACACAGCUUUGAAGUAUAGAGAUGCAUUUCUCAUUUGCACCACUUUCAUGACUUCUGUGGUUGGAGCAAUGGUCAUCCAUCUCCUUUUACGCGCCAACGGAUUUUUCCCGAGUCAUGUCGAUGCCAUUCCUGGAAUUCUUCUGCUAAUUUUUCUUGUGUUGCUUGUAUGUCCAUUCAAUGUCCCGUAUCGACCAACUCGCUUUUGCUUCAUCCGGAUCAUACGAAACAUAGUUUUCUCUCCACUUUAUAAGGUUUUGAUGGUAGAUUUUUUCAUGGCAGAUCAACUUACUAGUCAGAUUCCUCUGUUGAGGCACUUAGAAUCCACAGCCUGCUAUUUUCUUGCAGGAAGUUUCAAGACACAUAGCUAUAAAACCUGCAACUCCACAAGAUUAUAUAGGGAACUCGCUUAUGUGAUCUCUUUUAUGCCAUAUUAUUGGCGAGCGAUGCAGUGUGCGAGGCGAUGGUUUGACGAGAGUGACUUGAAUCAUCUAGCGAAUAUGGGGAAGUAUGUUUCGGCGAUGGUAGCAGCAGGAGCCAGAAUUACAUAUUCUAGGCAGAGUGACAACCUAUGGUUUGCUAUAGUGUUGGUGACUUCUGUGGCUGCUACUAUUUAUCAGUUGUAUUGGGAUUUUGUCAAAGAUUGGGGCAUUCUCAACACCAAGUCCAAGAAUCCAUGGCUUAGGGAUGAUCUUGUUUUGAAGAACAAGAGCGUUUACUACUUGUCCAUUGCACUGAAUGUAGUUCUUAGAGUGGUUUGGGUGGAGACUAUCAUGGGGUUUCACUUUAACAUGGUUGAGUCGCGAUUAUUGGACUUUUUCAUGGCUUCGUUGGAGAUUAUUCGACGAGGGCAUUGGAAUUUCUACAGGUUGGAGAAUGAGCAUUUGAACAAUGUUGGGAAGUUCAGGGCAGUGAAGGCAGUGCCAUUACCCUUCCGUGAGACUGAUUCUGAUAGCUGAGAUGAAAUGUGGUUGUCUGUACAGAAAUACCAUGGAUAAACUCAUAGAGGAGCAUGGAGCAGCAUUCCAUCGGUGCUUUCUACCGCCAUUGAUGAAAGGAUCCACAUUUUAGUGGAACUGUUUGGCGAGAGCUUGCCCAGCAUUCAUCGAAGUGUUCCGCUCUUCAACCUGCAAUUGUAAAGCUCAUAGUUUGAUGAGUCUAGUUUGUAUCUCUCUUUUAUGUGAUGUAAAUGAAUGCAAUGAAAACAAUGUUGCAUUUUUCUAUUUGUUUGGCAAUGAGCUCCAAAUCCAAGUAGCUAGCUAUAGUAGCAUAUAUGGUCAUCUGAUAAGAGUGUAGAAAUGACAACAAAUAAAAACUGAAUCAUCAACUGCUCUAGUUUUUCAA